AGGGRGAAAACUUGGAAUCAAGGCGCAAUCACGUCAUUUUCAACGAAUCACGAAUCGARAAGUCACGCAUAGAGUUCCGCUGGGCAGCAARAKUGCAGGCYCUCGGUGGGUGAUUGUGGCGGAAGUGGUCAAAAUGUAUAAUCUCAAAGUUUCUUACAAAGAAGCCCUGAAUUCUCGACGACAUUUAUUGUUAAAAUGUACAAAACAUACAAAGUAAGGUAUCUAUUUUCAAUUUUUGCUAUUUGAUGGAUAAAGGUCCGUCUAAAGACGAUUUUUCAAGCGAAAAUUCGCGAAGUUUAACCAAACACUUCACAUCGCCUGCAGAGGAACGCUUUUCAGUUUCCAACCUCACGAAUAACCAUGCAUCCGUGCUUGAGGACAGUGGACCAUUCAUUGUGUUUGUCCUAUCGUCAUGGGAUAAUAUUCUUGGUCCAAUCCUUCGACAUGUUUGGCUUGGAACGAGCAACCAGCUARCACAAGAGGAUUGSGUGAAAUACGUUGUGUCACGCACUCUUAGUGGGGAACUUUUGCGUGACUCUCCUGAAAACAUUGUAGAUUCGAAACUUUUUAUUUUAAAAGAAAAAGAUAUAAUUUGCCAUUCGUUUAUAUUUUCUGGAAGAGACAAGAUGAGCUCCAAUAUCUCUUCUUUUUCACUUGUUACUCCGUAUUUGUGGUUUAAAAGUUAUUCGCCUUUGAUUGAUCUUAUUGAAGAAAGAUGCAAGAUUCUCCUUGCGAAGUUAAGGGUUCUUCUUACUAAGGAUAUUUCAACAGCGUAUCCACGAUUUACAGAAUAUCUUCAAAUAUUUGUAAAUACUAUUACAAGUUUAAAAGAGUAUAGUCUCUCCAAAGAAAUAAAGCUGAGCGAUACAGUCUUUGGAGCAAGCAGCCCAGACUACCAUGGAGUAUUUGACAAGGUCUUUAUGCUAAGAGCAAUAACUUCACAUCUUCAAACAUUUGGAAGUACAGUUGUAGUUGGAUUGUCACCUGAUAGAGUUAACCUGAUGGUCAGCAGCCUUGGGAUGCUUUUAUCACCAGAAGAGCGCUGURCAUCUUUAUGUGCUGUUAGAAGAAAAGAAAAGAAAAAUAGUGUGUACGAACCAGACUUGUUUGUCCAAGGAAUGUUGAAGGAUGAGAAUAGUGGGUUAUCAAUGCCUCUGAAGAGCAUUGCUACUAGUUUACACCCAACCACUUUUAUUGAUGUUGACACCUUUGAAGUCAAACAAACCUGCCUUUUUCAUGAGCACACUCUCAAACGCAAAGAAUUUCUGGAYGAUUUGCUGGCUUUGAUUUGGGAAGAUCUUGAAGAAAUGCCAGAAAAUCCAAAUCUGGUAGUGUUCAAUGAAGUUGAGGACAUAGGAACCUUAGURCAGACACUAAUGAAUGAUUUAAGCCUUCUUCCUGCAGUUGACAAUGCAAGGAAAAGUUUCAUUUCAAGUUUCUUAAGACUUCUGGAUCGUAAAGCUUUGGCUCUUAUAAAAUAUGUAGAAGCAAAAUCGAACAAAGGAACAAAGCCACUGGAUAACAUAGCCAAAAGGCAAUUACAGCAAGAUCUACAAUUAACCACAGAGGCAGACUUCUUUAUUGUGUUAAGUCGGGCAGAAAAACACAAGCCAGGGAUUUAUGUAUUUUUCAUGGGUGACCCUAGGCAGACUGUUGCUAGGUUACAAGCCAUACUGGAGUCACUCUAGURUCGGUAGAGUCUAUUUCUUUGACUUGCUUGUCAUAAAACAUACAAAGAGCCUGUGUGYMUCAGAAAAUACAGCUCUUUGUACAUUGCACAAGUGGAAUUCUUGCUAUGARCAAAGUCUCUUUAUUUUGUGAUUAGUAAUGGUAUGAACUGAAGUAAUGAAGGUGAAAAUAGUCAAACAAUUUUAAAACAAAUUUAGCCUGCAUUUUUAAGUUUAUAUAUAUGUAUUGCAGUAGACACAAAUUUAUAUACCAGUAAGUAUAGCAGCUUUUCAAAUGUACGUGCAAAUAUAUCAAUUUUUUAUAUUUUAUUGCAACUUCUCAAUGUUAACUAUCAAUAUUUUCAUUAUGUUUGCUUUAAGUAACAAUGUCCAGAUUACAUGUGAUGCAGGGUAAAGAAAGGUCCUGUUGCUUGGAAACAGUUGUCAUAGCAAUAACUAUAUACAUGUGAUCAAACUCAUCCUUGGUAACAACUGUCAUAGCAACUGAUAUUUCCUUCAUCACUAUAGUAACGUCUUUCUGUGACAAUGUAUCUAUUGACAAAUGGAUGACUAAWUUCAUUGCCACGAUGACUAUGUCAAUCAUGUUUCCAUAGCAGAAAAUCUCUAUGGCAGCAUUUGAUUUUUYCACCCUAACUUGUUGACGUUGACUUGAGAGAUAAAUAAAGUUUCCCCUUGAUUUUGUUCUG
Molecule: messenger RNA, 2374 nt
Organism: Exaiptasia diaphana
Lineage: Eukaryota; Metazoa; Cnidaria; Anthozoa; Actiniaria; Aiptasiidae
Product: guanine nucleotide exchange C9orf72
Exons: 9
Coding region: 246-1688 (480 amino acids)
Biological process (GO): autophagy; endocytosis
Cellular component (GO): autophagosome; endosome
Molecular function (GO): guanyl-nucleotide exchange factor activity
Source: RefSeq, a predicted model, not a curated record